Phytophthora nicotianae INRA-310 is the source of this 141-nucleotide messenger RNA. RefSeq lists its product as hypothetical. The record is from RefSeq and is a predicted model, not a curated record. The coding region runs from base 1 to 141 and encodes 46 amino acids. NCBI's taxonomy places the organism in Eukaryota, Oomycota, Peronosporomycetes, Peronosporales, Peronosporaceae. The transcript is spliced from 2 exons.
AUGAAGAAAAAGAAGGCUAAGGCCGCUGGGAUCUACUCGACUCCCCCUAGGAGAAGACGCAUCGAGACGCUCGCCAGGAAUUCUUGUCAGUCAAGCCAAUCCAACCUCACGAGCUUUGUCAAGACCCCGUACAAAGACUGA